Racocetra persica is the source of this 1030-nucleotide messenger RNA. Lineage: Eukaryota; Fungi; Glomeromycota; Glomeromycetes; Diversisporales; Gigasporaceae. The record is from the annotation of a GenBank genome assembly.
AUGAGCAUUCAAAAUGUGGUAGACUAUUCGAGCGAGAAGUGCAACUCUUUGACUGUGGCCUUGCAGCUACAGUCAAUGGAGAAUGUUUUGAAAAGAAGUUAUCAUUUUCAACAGAUAGAACAACAGCACCAACAACUUCAACCAUUUGCUCAAAAACGUAGAAAAUUAAAUGAGUGUAGUUUCCAGUUACAAAGUGUCUCGCCGCAGCAAUCGACUCAACAACAGAGCAAACAUGUCAUAGACAUGCAAGAAAAGCUACGGCCUCAGAGUUCUACUAUCUCGCUUCCCACCUGUCACGCUCCUUCAUAUUUCGGGCGUCGGUCUUGUAGGAAUUCUAAAGCUUUGCAAAGUAAAGCUUUACAAAGUUCAAAAUCCUCUUCGAGCCCUUCUCAGUCUGGAAUUCCGGAUAAGACUUUACAAUCGGCACGUUCUGCUGCUACAAUUUCUUUUUUAGUUAAGUCUCCUGAGUUCCAUUUGACUUCUCAACACAAAACUGUCAAUAAUUUUUCGGAAUGCGUCGACAAGGUGUCUGAUGAUAAGAAUUAUCAUGAUUCGCAUAUGUCAACCACUGACCUUAACAAUGCUUCUAUGGUUCCUGCCAAUACGGCUAAUACCGUUCAUGAUCCUUCAACGGUUACCAAUCAUCCUGAUGCUCUAGAAAACGUUAAUCAAGAAUUUUCUAUUCUCAAUAUAAUUCCAUCUUUGAUAAGUGAAAAACAUAGAAAGGCUGCUUUUGUUGAAAAUCUAGUCGACACUGCUGGCCUUAUUAUGGAGGUAAUUUGGGCAAAUUUUGCCAUUAGCCCGAAUGCGAAAAUUAUUACUUUACGUGUGUUUCUUCAGGAAACUUUGAGACGUUCUCGCACCUCUUAUUCAACACUCCAAACAGCAUUAUUCUAUUUGUUUAGAAUUAAACAUAAAAUCGCUUUAUUAUCUCAACGCCCCGAAUUGCCUCCUACACCAACUUCCGAACAUCCUCCAGAUGUGAUCCAAAAUUCAUGUCAAAAUAAUGAUCCUGCAACCUGUGGUCGGC